Aspergillus puulaauensis is the source of this 1962-nucleotide messenger RNA. RefSeq lists its product as uncharacterized. Gene Ontology annotation, molecular function: transcription cis-regulatory region binding; zinc ion binding; DNA-binding transcription factor activity, RNA polymerase II-specific. Bases 1 to 1962 code for a protein of 653 amino acids. Gene Ontology annotation, cellular component: nucleus. Gene Ontology annotation, biological process: regulation of DNA-templated transcription. The transcript has 3 exons. The record is from RefSeq and is a predicted model, not a curated record. Lineage: Eukaryota; Fungi; Ascomycota; Eurotiomycetes; Eurotiales; Aspergillaceae.
AUGCCCAAGCGGAAAAGAGAGUCGGUGGUCGAGAACGGCCAGAAUGAGUCGUUGUCCGAUCAGGGCCAGAAAGGAGGCCAGAAUUUGGUCGAGGUUCUUCCUGGCAUUACGCGCAAGAUCACAGCAUGCGCCGCCUGUCGCAAGAACAAGAUCCGCUGCGAUAUGCCAGACGAUGGCCCUCCCUGCGUCCGCUGUCGUCGCCGGGGCCUGUCGUGUGUCCUCAACCGCAGUCUUCAAUCGCUGAUCGAGGAUACCAAAAAUGUACAACUCCUUCAGACCGACGUCACCCAUCUCCACGAUACUCUCGACAUGCUCUGCCAGCAUCUCGGCGUGGAAGGCCCAAAAGCUCUUCGCUCAGUCGGACACGACCGCGAGGGCUCAUAUCCCCCAGCAGACGACCAGAACCGAACACAAGAAGAAGAAGAAGGCUGCGAAGUGUCGCCUCCAGAGUCUCCGUCUGCCGUGCAAGCCCCCAUUGACACAUUCCUGGACAUCACAAAAAUCCGCAGUCCGCAUUCACAUUCCAUCGACUCGCCCGCCAGUGCGCGCGCCAGCCGGUCGGGGACGAGAUCGGAUCUCAUCAGCAAAGGGAUUAUCAGCGCCACAAUCGCCGAGCGACUCGUGCACCACUACUUCGCCAGACUCGACCACUACCUAUACGGGAUUGGCGGGGAAUAUCAAGGGCUAGAGCAGCUGCGUGCGAACGCCCCGAUUCUGCUCGCCGCAAUCUGCACGGUCUCUGCACUGCACGAUCCCCAAGAACGCGCCGUCUACGAAGCCUGCAAUCGCGAAUUCCGGUCGCUGGUCGCGAAAUCGACCUUUGAGAAGCGCGAUGUUGACUACAUCCGUGCGCUGUGCAUCAGCUCGUUCUGGCUGGCCGACGCCUCGCGCAUCGUCUGCAGUGAUGCGAUCCGACGCGCCGCCGAUAUGCGCCUCCAUCGCAGCUUCGACGCUCUGUUCGACGAUCGCACGGGGUUAGGCAGUGGUCCGAUGCAGUCUGUGCCGUCGCCGUCAAUGCAGAAUCUGUGUGCGGCUACUGAUCGGGUGCGUCUGUGGUAUCUGCUGUUUGUGUGCGACCAGCAUCUGUCUAUCCUGCACAACCGCGACUCACUACUUCGAAGCGACAAGGGAAUCGCUGUCGGCUGGGAAUUAUACCUUCAUCGCGCUGAAACAACCGAGUCGGACGUGCGCAUCCUGUCUCAGGUAUCGCUGUUGUUGAUCAUGGGCCAAGUUCGCGAUGUGCUGGGAUCAGACAACCAGACCCCCCUGCCCCCAGCCCUGGCCAGCCAGAUCCUCAACUACUCGCGACAACUCGAUAAAUGGUACGCCAAGUUCUCUGCUUUGUUCGUAACAAACGCCUUUAUUGGCGAGUUCCCCAAGCGUGGUCUGCAGCUGCACUAUCAAUUCGGCAAGCUGUAUCUCGGCCACCAGGUCUUUAAAGGGCUUCACGGCCGGCCCAUUCCUCCGCAUUUCGUGUCUGCUGCGACAAUGGCACAUGAUACUGCCGUUUCUAUCUUUGAGAUGAUACUCGGCGAGCCAGAGCUGCAGGAGGGACUGGUGGGAAUGCCGCACUACUUCCAUGUAAUGAUAGCCUUUGCGGGCCAUCUACUGCUGGAGAUCUGCCAGAACUACUACGAGCAGCUGGCAAUUAAGAUCCAGGACGACUUUCAGCUUAUAAACAGUGCCUUAAAUUUAUUUAGAAACACCCAGUGCAUCCCCCAGCACCCUAUUUGGCGAAUGACGCCCGGUCUCAACAGGAAGCUGCACGACUGCGCAGCCAGUAUCGGAGUCCCAGUUCCCUCAGCAGUCCCAGUUGGAUUAAAUGCACAGGCCAUUCCAGGCCAGGAGCCUUUAUAUUAUCCACCAGUCCCUACAGACGCUUCGCAGCCAAUAGACGAGCUGCUAUUCACUGAUUUCGGCGAAUUCAACUUCCCAGACCUGACAUCCAACUUCAUGACAUGA